CGACGAUCAGUUGGCUCGUGAGGGUUGAAGUGUUGCUGUGGGUUUUUCAUUGGCGCUUAGUAAUCACAUAACAAAUGUGUAGGUAAACGGAAGAGCACCUGUAAAAAUUAGUGGCGGCUAAUAAAGUAAUCUAUUUUUUUAGAUAUUUGUGUAUUAAAUAUUCUAAAAUAAAAUAGUUUCAGUGAGGUGUUUUUUGUAAAAGAAAACAACAUCAAUUGUGUUAGUUUCUUGCUAUGAGUAAUUAAAUAUAAAUUUUGAAAAGUUGUUUUAAAGUGCAAGAAAACGUUUUUCGAAGGUAAAAGUGGGCGCUAAAGCAAAAACAACAAGUGUAUUAUCGAUGUGCGAGGCUGUGAUAAGAGAUAAGAUAAAAGCAAACAUUAAACAAAAAAAAAAAAAAUAGAAAAACACGCUCAUAAAACGUAAAAUAUAUGAAGAAAACAAUAAAAACAAAACAAAAAUUUAAACAUGAAGUAAUUGGAGACUGAAUUGGAGCGGUGCUUAUAAAAAUUUGUACAUACAUACAUACCUAUAUAUUUACCUGUGUUUGUUUGUACCUACAAGACGAGAUAACGGGCGUACAAUAAAUGACCAACUGUUGUUGGAAAUAUUUAGAGGAGAGAACCAUCGAAACACUUUAAGUGAUUAAACCCUUGGCAUAACGUAUAAAUGUGGAAGUAAUCUUUACACCAGCAAAGAAGAAUUCUUAAUAACAUUUUGUAACUGAAUAUUAAUUAAUAAAAACGAAAGCAACAUGACUUCUACACCCGCAGCUGAUUUGGAAGCACAGGUUAAUGUGGAUGAUCUGCCAUUAACAUUUAAGGUCAAAUACAUUGGCUCCGAGGUGGCACGUGGCUUAUGGGGUAUUAAAUUCACCCGUCGACCUGUUGAUAUCUUGGUCGGUGUAGCCAAGAAUCUACCUGCUAAGAAAGUGCUACCGCAAUGUGAUCUCACAGUGUCAACCGAUGGUGUUAAAAUCGAAAUCAUCACACCAAAAGCGAAUGUGAAUAGUUGGAAAUAUGCGAUCGAUACGAUUUCAUAUGGUGUACAAGAUUUGGUCUACACCCGUGUAUUCGCUAUGAUCGUAGUGAAAGACGAACAACAUCCGAAUCCAUUCGAAGUGCACGCUUUCGUGUGCGACAGUCGUGCUAUGGCACGCAAACUGACAUUCGCCUUAGCGGCCGCUUUUCAAGACUACUCGCGACGUGUUAAGGAGUCUGGCGAGCAAUCGCCUACCGAUAACAUUACGCCGCAUCGACAGAAAUUCGCCAUUGAUUUGCGUACACCCGAGGAGCUGCAGGAGGGUAUCAAUGAAGAGACGGAGGCUUAGGUGGUAGCGCGUAUGAUCCAAAGUAUUGACACGAUUAUAUUCAGUUGAGCAGCAAAUACGUCACACGUUUCAUUUUACAGCAUAGACUUUACUAUUGACUUAUUUAUAUAUAGUUAUAUAUUAUUUGUUAGUUUAUAAGAAAUGAGUUGCUCAAUAUUUUAAGUGAAACUAAUUGUAACUGUUUAAAUUCCAUUCUUCAACACACUCCACGAAAGUCCGCUUAAGCUCUGUGCUUCAGUCCCCCACUGAGGCUUUACCCGUGAUUAUUUUUCUGUUGUCCUCCCAAUAAUAGUUGUGUUGAGCAUAGUUCACUGCUUAGUAUUAUAAUAUUUCCCUUAAAUCUAUAAAAACAAGUCUGAUCUAAUAAAGUCUCCGAAGACUAUCUUCAGCAGUUAGCAUUUUGUCAUGAAUAACUUCCUAGAAAAGUAGUUCUCCAGUUGGAGGCCUCUGAAAUACUUGAGGCUUCGAAAAAAUAUUCAAGUAUUUCAAUUAUAGGAGAUUUACGAAGAGUCAACUCCUUAUGUUAUAUGGAACUCUCGACAUUUAUUAUUUACCACUCUCGGUGAUCCCAAGAGUAGUGUAAUAAUAUAGACGCUGCUUCAUAAAGACCAAAGUAUUUUUAAUCUGAUUGUAAGGUUUUUGUAUUUGUUAGUUUUACGUUUUAAUCGUAGAACUCAACAAAAAAGCGCAUUAAUUUUAAUAAAUUUUAGUAUAUUUAUUUGAAACGAUUUUGAAUUUAUUUUUAUAAAGAAACUUUAAUUGUACAUACAUAUUUACUUGUAUUUUUUCCUGAUACAGCUAGUUACCCAAAGUAUAAAACAAUUUCUUGAAAUGAAGUGUAUGUAAAAAUCUAAUUAUAAUUAUAAAAAAUUUUGUUAAAAAAGAAAUAAGUACAAGCUUAAGCUUUAAGUUAUUAACUACGAUAAAAUAUUGUAUUUGUUAUUAUAUUGAUUGGACUAAUUUAAUGUCAGGAGAGGCGACACUGUUUUAAAGAAAAUGUGGACUAACAAUUUAUGUUAUAUAAUGUUAUAUAAAGUAAUAAAUUUUUUUCUUUAAAAUAUUAUUUAUUAAGAUAAUGUUUGUAUUGAGUUAGAAAAAUAAUUUUAAAAUUUCAGUAAAUACCACCUUAUAGUAAGAUUUUCGACUAAAAAAUAUGUUUAUUGUUUUUGAAAAAUUAUAAUUAGUACUCCAUUAAAUCAGAAAGCGAUUUUUGAAGUGUUGUUUGGUAUUUUAAGGUUAGCUUAUAUGCUAUGCUUCCUACGCCAAAUAUAUAUAUAUUAUAUGCUAAGACGACUUUAAAUGAUUUACGUACUUAAUUUGACUUAAUUUGAUAUAAUGUAGGUAUGUAUGAAUGUAUUCUGUUCAAUAAAUGUAUUAACUUAUAAAUGUAAACUAUUUAAGAUUGUUGUAUUGCCUUUAGUAGUGCCAAAAAUGGUAGUAAUCAUUCCUAUUCGAAAGAUCGAAUAAUAUCGGCCAUCAAAAAGAUUCGUUAUCAGGAAUGUUCUCCAAAUAAAUCAAUCUCACUUAAGAUUAUUGAGAGUGUAGAUCUCUGUACUCUCGAUUAUUAACGAGUUACAAAACGGCUUUAGUCUCUGAACCCAAUUUUUAUGUUACUGAAAUACUCAAAAAUGUAAAUAGCGAUCUUAACCAAGAGUGAGAAAUUUUGUUACCCUCAGUAGAUCAAGGGUUAAAAUCACAAUCAAUGCGGAAUAAAAUUAUAUAAACAGAAAAAUUCUAAAAUUUAUUAAGAAUAUUGAACAGAAAAUUCAAAGACCCAAAACCAAUACUGUCUCCUAACAAUGAUCCUCAGAUUCUAAGAAAAAGUAAUAUUAUUUUAAGCUCUCGACCAAUUUGGUCAUAUUAUUGCUUUUUUUGGAGCAACUUUUAAAUAAGUAGACCUUGUAUUGUCGAAAUAUCUAAUAGUUAUUACAAAAUUUGGAAUUGAAACGUUAGUAUUGAAAAAGUUCUCCGACCAUAGUUAACCAAAACAUUGGGCCUAAUCAUUGAAUCAGUUUCGAUUGAAAAAUGGUUCGAUUCGAUCGAAAAAAUUUAAAUCGGAAUCAUUGAAACCGUAUCGAAGAUAAAAUUUACGAUCUCAUUAAACUCACUUAUCGACUCGAAAAAAUACAUUUCGCGGCUAAUAGAUGUCGCUAACUACGAAAUCGUUAAAUCCGCAAAAUCGAAAAUUUUGAUCGGAAUCUAUCCGUUGGUGAAUGAGUUGCGGAAAUGUAAAAGAAAUAAGCCAUUUGGAAGUUUUUAUGUAAAUAAUUACUGAUAACGGGCUAAAUUAAGUUUUAAAUGGUUAUUUUAGAGCCAAGAGGCAAAAAUCGGCUAACAAAAAUAAAUUAAAGAUGUUUAAAAGCGAUAUAAAGUUGCCACCUCGAAAUAGCGAUAGAAUUUUCUCAAACAGCCUCAGACGAAUUAAAUAUUUUUUGGAAGAAAUUUCACAAUAGUUAGAGGUUAGAUUUAAUUUAUUUUGAACAAAGCAAAAAUAUUUAUUUUAAGUACAGACAAAUUUAUCAAAUCUGUCUCACUUUGUGAAAAAACAGUUUAUCGACGAAAUCAAUGAUCGCAGGAACAUUAUCGAUCUUCGAUCAAUCUUUAUCGUAUCGAAAUCGAAUUCGCAGCGGAUUCAAUGAUUAGGCCCCAAUAUCUUUUUGUAAUCUGUAGUCUGAUUUUGUAGAAAUAGUUCUAAGUACUCUUCUCAGUUCUAUAACUAUAAAUUAUUAUACUGAAUUUCUCUAUUUUUUAUUUCAAUAUCGAUUUGUAUUUGAUUCGUCGUCUUAAGAAACUAAAAGCAUUAAAAUUGAUUUAUUUUUGUUCUAAGUUAAAGUCUUUAUUCAUAGUGAUUUCAAUUUACAAUGUGUAUGCUAUGAGUUAGGAGAGCGUUCAAGGCUUCCAAAAUCGAGAAUGUAAAAAUCGAGAUUUUAUUUACGGAUUUUUUUUUUUUUAAUUUCUAAAAUUUUCGUUCGAAUUCGCCAACUGUAUAUUGGUACAUACAUGAUAAUAUUAUUUUGCAUAAAGAAAUUUCUUAAAAGCAUUGAAAUAACAAAAUGCUAUCUAAUUAUAGACAGUUUAAUUUCAAUAUUGAUUUCGAAUACUUUAAAGGUUUCGUUUAAAUUUCUUUAGGAUGCUAUUUAUAGAGUUUCGUUGAAUUAUACUUUUCAAAAGUUUUCGUUUAUUCAUCAAAAAUGUCAUUAAAUAAUUUUUAUUAUGGAAAAUCCAUAAAUUUUUCACAUUUUUUUUUUUCAAAUAAAAAAAUUUCGUUUGUUUUUUUUCUUUUAAUUAAGAAAAACUCACAGCAGUUUUCAGCAGCUAAUAAUCAUCAACAGCAAUCGUCCAAAGGAUGAAUGCCAAUAAGUAAAGUUAAAGCACCCAUUCCUAUGCACGACUGUUGCCAACAAACAGGGUGACGAGGUUUGUGGUUCCAAAAAAUUUUGUUUGAAAAAUAUUUUUUUAAAUUUUCAUAAUUCAAUUUUUAACAAAUAAAUCGAAAUUAUAAAUCGUUGUUAAUUUUUGUAAGAAUGUACUAUUUACUUACAUGCUACGUGGUAGUUGCCAGUCAGCUAUAAAUUUUUAAAAGAAAAUUUUUAAAUUGUGUUCUUUAAGUAUACUAAUUUACCAUAAAUAAAUUAAAAAUUUUUAUAAAUAUUUUUUUUUUAUUUUUAAAUUUUAUUCAAUUGUCACUUUUGUUCAACUUAAGUAAAUUGGAGCAUCUAAAACAUUUUCUUAAUUUAUUUAUAUAUAUGGUAUGUAUGUACUAUAUAUUCAGCAAAUAUAAAAUCACACUCCUUCAUGUUCUUAAUAUCGCUUCCAUUUGUUUGCAUUGAACAAAAAUGCUUCCAACAACAAAAUAAAUUAUUUUCUUCAUUUAUAUAUGGCUUCGGCAAACGAAACUGUGUGAAUUUCACGCACUUUUCUAAAUUUUGCAUUUUUCAUUUUUUUAUAAUUUUUCAUAUAAAAAAGUAGUAGUAAGUAGACCUAGAAUCAUAAAUUAGUUUAACUUAAAUAAGAAAAGAAAGUUUGAGUAGUAUUUUUUUUUUGCUUUUUUCCUCUGCUCUUCAGCUGUAGUCCACCGUCUAAGACAGUCAGCGCAAAACCAAAAUUCGACGCCGACGCUUUCAGUCCCAAACUAUGAGUUUGUAUUUGUUGUAGUACGUACUGGUGGCGCGCAAAGCAAAGUAUAUGUAUUUAUGUAGUGAAAAAUUAGAAACCUAAGCUGUAGGAAUUUUAUGGGCGGGUUGCGUACGCAUAACGCGCACACUCACCCUGUAUGGCAUACAGGGUGUGCUCACAAUGGGCAUAAAAAAUAGGUGGUUUGCAGCAUCUAACUGGCAUCCGAUCUGAAGAGGAAGCGACGUUUACGUGGAUCUAACUUAGCUUUGUUCAAGCUACGAUAUCUCAAGGCACGAUUUGCCUUCGCACUUUCAUCAGCUUCAACAGCUGCGGUCUCAACGGGCGCAUCAGCUGCCACAACAGCAGCUUCACUCUCAGCUUCUUGCACAUUCUCAACUGGUGCUGCUACAGCUUCGGCUUCACUUUCAACUUCUUGCACAGUCUCAACUGGCGCUGGCACAGCUUCAGCCUCCUGCUCAGUCUCGGCGUUGAUUGCGGACUUGAGAGCGACAUUAGCUUCAAGUUCGUCGGCAUCGGUUUGCACAGCCUGGUCUACAGUUUGCACUAGCGGUUCGACUACGUCUUGUACGGCCUCAGCUUCAACGGGUAACUUUUUGAGCUCCGUUACGAAUGCACUGGGCUCUUCGGCAGCAAUAGCUUCUGGUGCUUGUACAGCGCUGACCUCCGGCUCGGACACUCGAUGAUAAAUGGGAAAAAUGAUAUCCUCGGCAGGUGUUUGUUUAGCUGAUACUUCUUGCGGCGCUGACCCUUUUUCCAAACUAAA
Molecule: messenger RNA, 6227 nt
Organism: Zeugodacus cucurbitae (melon fly)
Lineage: Eukaryota; Metazoa; Arthropoda; Insecta; Diptera; Tephritidae
Exons: 4
Coding region: 752-1327 (191 amino acids)
Source: RefSeq, a predicted model, not a curated record